CCUCAAAGUUUGCUCGCUGAGCUCGGCUCAUCGCACUUGCUGCAACACGUCUUGUCAACCUCGCAGUUUACGCGUGAACCAGGGAGACGGUGAUAGUGAAAGGGGUGGGCGUUGCUGGUUGUAAAGGGGACAGGAUCGAAAUUGAGAAUUGUGCAGAUCCGUGGAUUUAAGCAAAUCCAAUAAAAGUGGACGUUGAAGUUAAAUUGAUGUUGCAAUCGUGAACUCUUCCCUCAACAUGAGGGGCCGUCAAUGAUUCGGGUAUUGAACGAACCUGUUGCGAAAUUCAAUGUCCUUGUUCUAAGUCUUGGGUGAGAGCAAUCAGCGCAAUUACGCACGGCAUCAUUAUGGUUUUAUUUUUGGAUAGACGUGUCCCUGCUUUGUUCCUAGUAUGGGGCUACUGCGUUUUCGCGGACACGGUCUUUUCGAACUUUACCCUGGACAACGAGGUCCACUCGAGUUUCAUCCACCGGCGGCUGAAGAGCCAGGAGCGCCGGGAGAUGCAGCGGGAAAUCCUCUCGAUCCUCGGGCUGCCGCAUCGGCCACGGCCGCAUCUCCACGGGAAGCACAACGCGGCACCGAUGUUCAUGCUGGACCUGUACAAUGCCAUGUCCACGGAGGGGAAAGAGGACGGGUACUCCUACCCAUACAAACCCAUCUUCACCACCCAGGGGCCGCCUAUAGCCACUCUUCAGGACAACAACUUCCUAAACGACGCAGACAUGGUUAUGAGCUUUGUCAAUUUAGUGGAGCACGAUAAGGACUUCCUCCCCAUCCGGCGGCACCACCGAGAGUUCCGUUUCGACCUAUCACGUAUCCCUGAGGGGGAGGCAGUCACCACCGCAGAGUUCCGCAUCUAUAAGGACUUCAUCCACGAACGCUUUGACAAUGAGACCUUCCGCAUCAGUGUCUAUCAGGUGCUGGAGGAACACAAUGACAGGGAGUCAGACCUGUUUCUGUUGGACUCGCGGGUCAUCUGGGCGGCUGAGGAGGGCUGGCUGGUGUUUGACUUGACAGUGACCAGUAACCAAUGGGUCUUGAACCCUGGACACAACCUGGGCCUGCAGCUGGCUCUGGAGAGCACUGACGGUGUGAGUGUGAACCCGCGAGUGGCAGGGCUGAUCGGCCGCAGUGGUCCUCAGAAUAAACAGCCCUUCAUGGUGGCCUUCUUCAAAGCCACCGAGGUGCACCUGCGCAGCAUCCGCUCGGCAACAGGGGGCACCAAACAACGCAACCCCAACCGCUCCAAAGGAGCCAACAAGGGCCAGGAGGCACUCCGAGUGGCCAACAUCGCAGAGAACAGCAGUGCUGAUCAGAAGCAGGCGUGUAAGAAGCAUGAGCUCUACGUCAGCUUCCGAGAUCUGGGGUGGCAGGACUGGAUCAUAGCUCCAGAGGGCUAUGCAGCGUACUACUGUGAAGGAGAGUGUGCCUUCCCUCUCAACUCCUACAUGAACGCCACAAACCAUGCCAUCGUGCAGACACUAGUCCACCUAAUAAACCCAGACACCAUUCCUAAGCCCUGCUGUGCCCCCACCCAGCUCCAUGCCAUCUCAGUGCUCUACUUUGAUGACAGCUCCAAUGUCAUCCUCAAGAAGUAUCGCAAUAUGGUGGUCAGAGCCUGUGGCUGCCAUUAGAAUACAGCCAACCUCUCAACACACACACGCACGCAUGCAUCUAAAUGUCCCUCAACGCAGGUCACUUUCAUCGAGACUCUAGACUUUCUUCCCCAGAUUUACCUGAAUGGACACAUGAAUGGACUACAUUAUCCCAGUCUGCCUUGCUGAGCUUCUGGACGGGAGCUAUAUGAGGACCGGGCAGAAUCAUGCUUAUUGAGUCCAACCUGGAACACACAUACACACACACACACACAUUCUUCCUGUGCUUUCUACUGUGUAUGAGACAUUUUAAGCAGUGAUUGUAUAGUAAUACACAGUCAACAAUCUUUUGUUCAUUUAAAUAUUUUUUAUUGUAGGUCAGUCUAUUUUUCUAGAUGUUAUUGAUCGAUUAUGUUUUUGUAUGGUUUUUAUGACUGAAAGGCUAUAGGAAGUGUGGAUGCUAUAUGGACUCUUCAUUGGACAAUACUGUGUAAAUAGUUUUUCAAACAAAGAGAAGUGUAUUUAUUUCCUGGUCUCGGGAAUGUUAAGGGUAGGUUCAAUGUUUCUCCUGUGUACUCCAGUGUCUACAUGCACAUGUACUGUAUUUUAUGCAGCUCUUUACCUUGGGUCCCACUCAUCAUACAGUACAGCACAAACACGCACAAACACACACCUCUCUCUCUCUCUCUCUCUCUCUCUCUCUCUCUCUCUCUCU
Coregonus clupeaformis (lake whitefish) is the source of this 2307-nucleotide messenger RNA. Its product is annotated as bone morphogenetic protein 7-like. Gene Ontology annotation, molecular function: growth factor activity; cytokine activity. The record is from RefSeq and is a predicted model, not a curated record. Gene Ontology annotation, biological process: SMAD protein signal transduction. The transcript is spliced from 7 exons. Bases 345 to 1631 code for a protein of 428 amino acids. Gene Ontology annotation, cellular component: extracellular region. NCBI's taxonomy places the organism in Eukaryota, Metazoa, Chordata, Actinopteri, Salmoniformes, Salmonidae.